Messenger RNA from Xiphophorus maculatus (southern platyfish), 6970 nucleotides. RefSeq names its product MINDY lysine 48 deubiquitinase 2 (gene mindy2). The transcript has 10 exons. Gene Ontology annotation, biological process: protein K48-linked deubiquitination. The record is from RefSeq and is a predicted model, not a curated record. The coding region runs from base 229 to 2229 and encodes 666 amino acids. Gene Ontology annotation, cellular component: cytosol; cell periphery. Gene Ontology annotation, molecular function: cysteine-type deubiquitinase activity; K48-linked deubiquitinase activity; cysteine-type carboxypeptidase activity. Lineage: Eukaryota; Metazoa; Chordata; Actinopteri; Cyprinodontiformes; Poeciliidae.
CGAAACGUAACACAUUCGUUUAGAGUUUACACGGCCGCUAACGUAGCGUCCGAACUAACAGUAGCGAGUUCGCAGAAUACAAGCGGAACUGAACGCAUCACCCAGCCGUUGGUUUUCUACUCUGGUGACGUCACUUGAAGAGUUGUCAUGGCGUCGUCGAGGCUGAAGCUACCGUUGCAGUGUUGCUAAAAAAAAAAAAAUAUAUCUGUCGACUGCCUUUAAACCGAAAUGGAGAAAAAUGCAAACCUGCAUCGAGACACUGAGGUGACCUCUGUGUGUGGCUCUAUUGCGGGCGAAAUGGGCGACGCCACGGUCGCGGGCGACGUGAAAGGAGCAGUCGACAAAUUAAAGAAUAGUGAAGCGCCUCUCAGUACUUUGGAUAACGCUCCUUGUGAUACCAGCGCCUCAAAUGCUACUUCUCCGAGCUGCGAUGGAUGUGUUCAGAGCGCCGUGCCGGAGGUUAUCGAGGUCCCCCCUGUGCGGGAGGAUCCGGAGGAGAACGCCGAGGCGAUCCCGUCGCUGUUGAGGUGCGAGGAUCAGGUCAGUAACGGGAUGGACCAGGACUCGGAGCAGGCAGCAGAAGACAGCCAGGGAGGUGCCUCAAAGUUAGUAAACAACAAAGCCGGCAGCCUGUCCUCAUCUCCCGCUGGAGACAGCAUACAUGUAAAGGCUGAGUUUGCAGCCUGUGGAGAAAGUGAGCAGACAAAACUUGCCAAACCGACUGCUCUGUGUCCGGACAGCGCAAACGCAGCGGACCGCAAAUCUGGACAGUCCGGCGAUCACACCUUAUCGGAAGGACUGCCGAGUGGGAGUGACCCCGACCCGAGCCUCGGUGGAGAGUCUCGGAGCAUAGAUUCACUCGAGUCGUUCUCCAACCUCAACUCGUGUCCAAGCUCAGAGGGGCUGGAUGACAGGGGACUGGCCUUGGCCUUGCAGAGCGAGUACGCUUCCGACGGGACAAAGACCUCCUGCGCUAAGGACCGAGCCGCUGGCCAGUCCAUAUACCACAUUAAGUGGAUCAAAUGGAGGGAGGAAAACACGCCGAUCAUCACUCAAAACGAGAAUGGACCCUGUCCAUUACUGGCAAUCAUGAAUGUCCUUCUGCUUGCAUGGAAGGUUAAAAUACCACCUAUGAUGGAAAUUAUAACUGCUGAGCAACUGAUGGAGUAUCUUGGCGACUACAUCCUGGAAACCAAACCUAAGGAGAUAUCAGAGGUUCAGCGGCUGAACUAUGAACAAAACAUGAGUGACGCCAUGGCAGUGCUGCACAAGCUGCAGACGGGUCUGGACGUAAACGUGAAGUUCACAGGCGUGCGAGUGUUUGAGUACACCCCAGAAUGCAUUGUGUUUGACCUUCUCGACAUCCCUCUUUACCACGGCUGGCUUGUUGACCCCCAGAUGCACGACAUUGUGAAGGCAGUGGGCAACUGCAGCUACAACCAGCUGGUGGAGAAGAUAAUAUCCUGCAAACAGUCAGACAACAGCGAGCUGGCAGGGGAAGGCAUCGUGGCAGAGCAGUUUCUGAGCAGUACGGCCACUCAGCUGACGUACCACGGCUUAUGCGAGCUCACCUCCACUGUGCAGGAGGGAGAGCUCUGUGUCUUUUUCAGGAACAACCACUUCAGCACCAUGAUCAAAUACAAGGGUCAGCUGUACCUUCUGGUUACAGACCAGGGUUUCCUGACGGAGGAGAAGGUCGUCUGGGAGAGUCUGCACAACGUCGAUGGAGACGGAAACUUCUGCGAUUCAGAGUUCAGGUUGCGGCCUCCGUCCGAUCCAGAGACAGUGUACCGUGGACAGCAGGAUCAGAUAGACCAGGACUAUCUGAUGGCGCUCUCCCUGCAGCAGGAGCAGCAAAGCCAGGACCUGCAGUGGGAGCAGCUCCCCGAAGGCAUCAGUGACUUGGAGCUGGCCAAGAAGCUUCAAGAGGAGGAGGACCGACGAGCGUCGCAAUACUACCAGGAGCAAGAGCAGGAGCAAGCAGCGGCUGCAGUGGCUGCACAGGCUCAAGCACAGGAGCCAGUUGAAGGAAGUGAGGUGGACAGAGGAGGAGCCCCAGCAAGCUCAGCUGCAGCAGCAGCAUCUGGGGCCGGGGCCUCACCUGCAAGCGGGGCCACAUCCAGCCCGGGAAAACAGCCAUCAGAGACACCACCGGUCUCCCUGCGAACUGGACAGACAGCGUGCGGCCGCCGCAGGACGACGACGACGACAAUGGAGAGACGUUACUGACAGAGGACUGGCUGUUCCCAAAAACCACUGGUGCCUGUUUUCUUCAAUCCUCAGUGGAGCCUGAGCGUCGGAGGAAGGGACACUACAGCUACAGCAACUGGUCUUACAUAGAGCCGGCCAAACUUUGUUACAAGUCACUCGCUGCACUGCAGAUACGUGCCGUGGGUUGAAAUUUACCUGGGGCGGUGUGUUUUAUAGAAAAGGAUAAAAAUCCACACUUGUUUUCUGUUGUUUUUUUCAAACGCAACUUAUUUCAUUUUGUUUUUCACUCGUGCAGCUUAUAAGCUUUUUUGUAGGCAGCAAUAUUUACAAAACAUAGUUUGAAAGAUUUGCUUUUUUUAUUAUUAAGUCAGCUGUUAAUGCCAAGAUACAAGUUUUGUUUAUUUAUCAGUUACACAGGUAGCUUUUCGGGAGUAUUUUUUGUUUUGAAAGCCGAAAAGGGAUUUCAUUUUCAUCUUGCCUGUUGGAAAUCAGCUUACACUACUUGUGUCCCUUCUGAAACACUACACACUAAGGGUUAAUGAUGCCAGAUUGUUGCCAGACACUGUAGCUGUGUAAUAAGACUUUAUGACCACUGCUCGCUCUGUUCAGAUUUGCCUUACCAGAGUAUGGCAUCGUUGUUUUCUGCUCUGUCCGAAUGUGAACGAGUGCUUGAUUCGGUGAAGUACUUUGCGUGAUGCGACAGUGUGUGGCGUGCGUUCACUAAGCACCAUGGUUCUGACAAGUUUCAGUUUGGAUUUACUCCGUUUUGUUGUAGGUAAGCUACACAUUUGUUGUGAUUCUGUUAGGCACGACCGUUUUUUGCAGAUUAGAUUUUAGUUUUUAGUUUGAGUGCAAAAGGCUCUUCUCAUUUUUCUGUCAGGAUGUCAGCUUCCUGAUGAGAUGCUGGGCCUUUCCUGAUAAUGCUGACCGAUAACGAAAUGAUCCUGCUGUUUCCUCCGGGCCCCAUUAAUCAGUCAGUACAAAGAAUCUAAUUACUUACAGUAAUUAUGCUUUUUUUUAAAAUAAAAAAGUAUCACAUAAUCUUUUUUCUACAAGUACAAAACUGUGACCCUUGCAGAAAAGUUUCUAUCAUCAGAGCAACAAGCAAUCUCAAAGGAUUAAUGACUAUAGAUAAUUAUUUAUAUCAGUAAUGUAAUUCAAAACUUAAACUCAUGUAUUAUCUAGGUUUAUUACACAAAUGUGACAUAUUAUAAGAUUUUAUUUUUUGUUAAAUUUUAUCAUUUUGGCUUCCAUCCAAUGAAAACCUGAUCCUCAGUUUCUCAAUAACUGAUCAUUUCACGUAGGAACAAUAAACAUAUGUUCUUAUUACAGAGACAUUUUUACAUAUACAUAUAUUUCUUGCUUUAGUUCUGGUGUCGCUCUGCAACCAGGCUGUGAAAAAGAAUCAGCAAAAUAGAGUAACCGAAAUGCUGUAUUUUUCUAAAUUAUUACAAUUAAUGUUGUAAUUUGUGGACAUUAGUGAAACAAACCCACAUUUAAAUCCAGAUGUGUGACUGGAUCAGGCAGACGUUUAAGCUCAGACUGCAGUGCUGACAGCCGGCUCGGUUUCAUGCUGAACCUGUGCAAAUUCAUCCACCUGGCUUUGUGUCAAAUUUCCUCUUCUUUGCAUAACUUUGCUCUGCAGCAUUUCUGAGGACUGAAUAUGUGUAAUAUUUGUAGAGUUUAGGCCUAAGUGUUGGAAUUCACAAACAGAGCAGCCAUGGAGGAACGGGGUGCGCAAUUCUUGACACUGAAAUUCUUUGCUAUCGCGUUUCAGUUUCUAAGCAUUUCUCUGCAACACUGAGCAUGCAACCACGUGAUGUACAUAUUUAACCUGUUGCAUUCUUAUGACGGGGUUUAGCUGGUUGUUUGUGCCAUUAUUGUGCCGUGGGACUGCCUCCAGAGACAUUUUUCUAUCUAUACAUUCCAGCUGGAUGCCUUGACACAAGCGCUCAGUCGUCACAGAGGGUCUUUGCAGUACUUGUGAAACGGUCUCUGUUGCUUUCUUGAUUGAAAACAGAUUCUCUAUUAGGACAAGAGGAUUAGACGGAGGCAGCAGGCGACCCGACUGUGUGGGGUAACCUUUGUUUUUUUUUUUUUUUUAUGAGCUCUGUGUGGUGGCAUGCGGUUGGCUGUGUUUCUGAGACAAUCCAUACAUAUUUUCCACAACAGAACUACUCUCAGGCCCUUUUUUAUGAAGGGACAUAUCCUCACGUGUCUUUUCUAGCGCGUAUGCUUUUUAACGGCACAGUUCCUCGGCCUGCAGUCGCUUUCUCAGUCACGGCUUUUUAGUACUUGUAUACGUAUAAACGCAGAACGUUUGACACUUUAAAGAAUUUAACAUGUCACUCUUAAGUUUUGAUCCACACUCUAAAACCAAUGAACUGGCUGCCCAAAUAAAGACAGGGUUAAAUAACAUUAGGUGUGCGCACCUUUCAUACAAGUUUCUUUUUUUUUUUUGUGCAAACGUAAUUGUUUUGAGGUUUGUUUUUUUUUACUUCGUGUGUGUUGGCCAAUUAGCUGAACACGUUAUUAAACAUUCCAGUAGGUUUAGAGCAAUGAAACAGGACUAAGGAAAAUCUGGAUUGUUUUAUGUUGGUUUGAACGUGUGAAGUGACAUGCCACCGCUUAUUACAAACAUACUUCCUUGCUUUAGCUUGAUAUUCCUGGUCACUAUUACCUGAAUCUGAUGUUUCAAGUGUUUGCUUCAUCCUGGGUUCUUAUGAUGAAAUAAUCAGAGGGAUAUUGUGUGUUCUGUGUCUCAUAGUGGGUUCUUGUAUGCUUUGUAAAAGUGAUGGUGGGGUAAAUGCUGUAAAGUUAGUAUUUUGACAAGGUGAUCGUGGAACAUAUGUAUAUAUUUUUUUGCGAUUGGUUUUGCACUGUUACAUUAAUAUGCACUAACACGAAAAGAAACAUACCUCAUUUUCUAUUGAACAUUAAUUGUGCAAGAGUGCUAUUGUUUUUUUUUGUGGGGUACCUUUGAAGAACAAAAUAAGAUGUAAAAGAAAAACAACUUGGCCAAUUUAUUUCUAAUGUUGCUUACAGCUGGUCUUAAGUCGGCUGCGUAACUAUUAAUUGUAAAAGUCUGAAAAGGGCUGUUUUGGCUCAGACGAGAAAGUUUGUCAGAAAGGUAGCACCAGUUCAACACAACUUGCUGCAAUUUAAUACACUACUCAGGUUAGUGGUACAUCUGUCUUAAGGCUACCAAUGUACACGAUUGAGUAGCAACACAUCGCUUAUAGAUAAUGAGUUUUGUAUCAUAAGGAAGUAGAGAAAAGAUGUUGAAGGUAAAAAUCUAGAGCUUGAUUCUAUUAGCGAAAAAAAAAAUAGUUAAGGGCAAGUGUCAUCACAUUUGCAAAUAAAAAAGUGAGCACUGAAGAGUAGGCAUGAUGUUAUGUUUAUGCCAAACUUGGGCAUAACUCAAUGUUCUCCCCAAAAAGUAAUGACAGCAAAGUUUAAGUUUAUAAAGUCAAGUUUUAUCUUCUGAGGAGUCAGUAGAAAUGUUGUCUGAGAGCAGUGGAUUGAAGACCUAACCAGCUGGCAUGCUAUGGAGGGAUUUAAAAGCACUCUGUCAGAAGCUCAACCUGCCUGUAAUAAACAACAGCAGCAAAUUACCACUUGUGAUAAGGCCUGUAGUUGGAAACACUAAAAUUCUGCCCACAUUCAGAUGUUGUACUUUCUGCUCCAAUUCUGACCAGCAUUGCUUAUCUCCAGAAUAGCCUACUUUAACUUAAUAAGUGCAGUGAUUGUCCAAGUUCCUCUUUGCUCCACACACAGGCUGUGUGACUCGUUAAGUUGUUAAACGUUAUUCUGAAUCUUUAAUUCUGUCUGCAUUACGUUUUCCUAUGGAAACAUGUCGUUUGGCCCUAAAAAUUCACUUCAAGCUAAUGCUAACCUUUAGAUGGAAAGAAAGUUAUAAUACUAAUAUACAGACAGGCUGUAGUUACACUUAAACACUUCUUGAUUUCGUGUAAUAAGAAACUAAUUAGCAUAACUACAGCUAAUUAUAAUGGCUAAAUCUACAUGUGGAGAACACAAAAAAGCUGAAUUGAUCAACUUUAUGCUCACAAACAACAGCUUGAAACACAUCAGCUGUCUGGCUGUAGAGGCUAUUAUGACUCUAAAAUAUGAUGAUAUUUGCCCUUUAAAAAGUCGGUAGGUGUACUUCUAAUUUAGGUAGUAAUGUUUCAAGCCUGGUCCAUAAUUACACUACAUAAUGUUCUCAUAGAAGAGUGAUAUGCUUAAACUAAAAUGCAGAACGGGAAAGGUUUGCUUUUUAACGACUGAGUGUUACUGUAGCAGAGGAAGCUGUUCAUUCAUUUGGUAUGAGACGCAUCCAGAGGGCUGCAACAAUCUAAUAGAGAUUUUUCUUUCUUUUCUUUGAUGCAAUAUCAGACUCCCAGAUUUAACUUUGUGAAGCAUGUGUAAGUGGGGGAAUGAAAUGUUAGGCACAAGGAUAUUUUAUUAUUUACCACCGUUAACUCCGCUGUCUGGUCUGUUACGUUUGAGUGUCACAUGAACAAGCAAAACGACUUUGUUUGAAAAUAGGGGAGGUUACUCAUUGUUGUCAAUUUCAUUGAUCAUUAUUUACUUAAAUGACCAAAUAAUGUAUGUAGCCUUUCACAUUACAGUCACAUAUUGUAUAUGGUGAUGUGUGUGUAUAUAUAUAAAUAUAAAUAUAUAUAACAAAAUGCCUUAUAGACGAGGGACAUUCAACCUGAUUAGAAGUUACCUGGAUAAUAAAAAAAAAUUAAGAUCA